Messenger RNA from Juglans microcarpa x Juglans regia, 741 nucleotides. RefSeq names its product heavy metal-associated isoprenylated plant protein 46-like. The record is from RefSeq and is a predicted model, not a curated record. The coding region runs from base 244 to 621 and encodes 125 amino acids. The transcript is spliced from 5 exons. Gene Ontology annotation, molecular function: metal ion binding. Lineage: Eukaryota; Viridiplantae; Streptophyta; Magnoliopsida; Fagales; Juglandaceae.
AUUUCACCUUUCCCUUUUCUUCCCCAACGCGUUUGGUUCCUACGAUCACCCCCCAAGAUUUCCCCACCAUCAGCUAUUCCGGCCGUAUCCUCCUCCAUCAUCGCCGCUUCUACUCCGACUAAACCAGUAUCACAUCUGUCAUCGGCGUCCCUUCUGAACUCUUUCUCUGCCCUCAUUUCAGGCAACGGAUCCGAUUGAACAUCACCACUGCACCACCCACGACGGUUUGGUCUGGUCUUCGUGAUGCCACUGCACCACUCUCUCUUCUCUUUCUUUCUGAACCCGCCUGUUCACUUUCUGAGCUCCCGAUUGGACCAACAAACGGUGCUGAUCAGGGUGUCCAUGGAUGGCCACAUGAAGUUCCGGACCAAAGCCUUGAAGAUUGCAGUUAGCGUUAAAGGGGUGGAAUCAGCAUCUUUAAAAGGGGAUGAAAAGGACCAAAUAGAAGUAAAAGGGGAUAUGAUUGAUACAGUGGAACUUACAUCGUUACUCAGGAAGAAAGUGGGACCUGCACACAUAAUUACUGUGGAGGCACAGAAGAAAGAAGAACCGAAAGUGCUGGAGUGCAUUGCGUGGCCUUAUGGUGGUGGUGAGAGCUCCAACCCUUGCUCCAUCAUGUAACGUCUGUUCGUUUAUCAGUAGAUCUAGACAGCAGUUGAGUAAUUUCAACAUGAGUUUUUGUUUUUCUCUUUUCAAAUGCGUACCCAGGGUGAGCAUGCAGAUCUGGAAUUGAAUCAUCGC